Mesorhabditis spiculigera is the source of this 1980-nucleotide messenger RNA. The record is from the annotation of a GenBank genome assembly. NCBI's taxonomy places the organism in Eukaryota, Metazoa, Nematoda, Chromadorea, Rhabditida, Rhabditidae.
AUGGAGAGCGACAGCUUCUACGUCUGGGAUCGUGAUCCGUAUCCGCCCAUUCAGGCUGAUCGCGACCCGUGGUGGCUAUGGGCUUCCCGUGCGGCUUUGUGGACGAGCGUCCUGUUCUUCUUGAUCAGCGCCGUCGUGUGGAUGUCCCUGACGCCCGACGAUAGCUAUUAUUUGGGGGAGACGAGGGAGCCAACAGCGGCAGAGUGGUUCGCCCCGGGGCAGGCGCCGUGGCGCGAUGACCGCAAGAAGGUCAUCAACAUUGCCAACCAGGCCGACUUCAUCUUGACGACGCACGGGCAGUGUGCGCGCAUGUUGCGCACGGGCUCGGUGGGCCAGGAUUGGACCCUCCGCCAGCAGGCUCUGUUCAUCCACAUGUGUGCCAUCUACGAGAACCCCCAGCGUGCCUCGUUCUACUCGGCUUCAUCAGCCAUGGUCUUCCGCUUGAGCGACACUGGCCCCCCAUUGGCGGAGACGGUCAGCUCGCAGGGGUUCAUCACCUACUGGCAGACGGACGAGGCUCGAAAAUAUGGAAUGAGCAUGUGGGAUACGGGGGUCCCCUCCGCCUACACGGUCCUCAAAUACACGGCUCUCAAGAAGUUUGACGACGACAAGAAUUCCACCCUUGCCGACAUGCACGCAUGGCUUGAACAAGUCAAAUUCUUGUUUCUGCCUACUGGCAAGGAUCAGUUUGGCCGUCUUGUGCCUGUGUCAACGGAGACUUGGCGAUCAUUCACCCAUCUUCUCGAGUUCCAAGAAGCCGAGGUGCUGAACAGGCAAAAGGAAGGCCUCGCCCAGUUGACGAACCUAUGCAGCAUCUUGCGCCAGGGAUCAUGGGGCCGCUCGAUAGAUGUGCUCAAUAUGACCAUCACCCGUAACGCCACGUUCCUCGAGUUCAUGGGUGACACGUUCAUCAAAAACCGAAAGCUUCCGCAAACGUUGGACGACAUUCUCGAGCCGCAAUGCCUCUUCAUGUAUCUGCCGCUAUGGUCCGAUACGAUGGUGUCGCGCAUCAAUUACCUGCUAUUUGGCGGUACGCAUGAAAUGCCGCUCGCGGGGGACGACGAGAUGCGAGCGCGGGCCAAAAGUGAACAAAAGGGGUUGCUCGACGAUCAAACCGAACCGGGAUGUGCAUUCUCGGAUCGAUGGAGGAAGAUGGUGCGCGAAGACUUUUACGCAACGAUUCCGCCCAUGGAAACGAAAUACCUGCCUCGCGACUUUAACCUCUUUGCCGACAGCGCCUCCAUCAAGGAAUUUGUGUCGAAGCGAGACCCGGCCAAACAAGGCAACCAAACGUGGGGCUCAAUCGUCGGCCAUCGAUACCCCUACGGCACCCAGUUCUUUGCCAACCUCUACCAGCUGCUCAGUGCCGAAAAGGACCCGCAUGCCGUGCUCUCGAAAAGCUACUCGGCGAAGAAAGUGAGCUGCCGCUACUUCAAGACGCCCGAGGAGCCGGCCCGUGCCGACUUCAUCCCGAUGCUCAGCGCCUUCGAUGAGGGCGAAGUUGUUGGGGACGACUUUUGCGACUCGGUGUCGGUGAUCAAGCGCGGCGAUCUGGUCUACGUCAUCACCACGUCCAUGGGAAAAUGCAAAAAUGCGUUCCGCGUCGGCCUCCGCACCACCCAGGUGAUGCACAACAUCCGCGACUACUACCUGGGCUCAGACAACAACUCGUUCCAAUAUUGCCGCCCGAUGAUCCCGACCACCCCACCGGCCACCGAGUUGCCAUUCGUUGUCAGGAAUGAGGAUGACCGCGUCAAAUGGUUUGGCUACGUCGCUGGCCCGAAGCUGAUGGAGACGACGCUGAAGCUGAUGCUCUCGAAGGAGUACUACGACAGCGCACCCGAGGACCAGAACAGCGGCCUCGGCCACAUGACCAGGGCUCGCUACUUCACGAUCGACAAGGAGAAGAUAGUGCUGAACCCUCGGAUGGCCCGCCAACUCCACUAUGUCCCCAUCCCGAGCCCCGCACCCACAAAGCCA